GCCGUGACUGGGCGGAGAGGCGGCGGCUCGAGAUGGCUGAGGUGGAAGAAACACUGAAGCGAAUUCAGAGCCAAAAAGGAGUGCAAGGAAUCAUUGUUGUUAAUUCUGAAGGUAUUCCUAUCAAAAGUACUAUGGACAACUCCACAACGAUUCAGUAUGCGGGCCUCAUGCACAGCUUCAUCAUGAAGGCAAGGAGCACUGUGCGAGACAUUGAUCCCCAGAAUGACCUCACAUUCCUGCGGAUCCGCUCCAAGAAAAACGAGAUCAUGGUUGCACCAGAUAAAGACUACUUCCUGAUUGUCAUCCAGAAUCCAACUGAAUGAUUACACUGACUUGGUCUGUUUCUUUUCCCUUUGCCCAACUGUUUUUUUAAUUUAAUGGUAAAGAAUAGAGCAUUACUGUUAACUCUGGUGUGCCACUUCAAUAAUGUCUGGAAAAACAAAAGCAGGUGUUUUUGUUGUUUACAAACAGAAAAAGUGGCUUUUUUUUUUUUGUAUCACAAGUUGUUUUGAGAAGGAGUUGGUGAAUUAGAAUCAGGCAGUAAAAAAUGCAACAGAUUCUUUUAAUAGUUAAGAAGAUAAUAUAAUAAAAUUCUAAUAAUGUUCUAAAAAAGAUUAUUCUUUGUAUGUUUCCAUGCUUCUGUCACCACUAUUUGAGAUACGCUUUUACACUAUUACUUUUGAAUGACUGUAAAUAUGAAACUUGCCUAUCCUCUAGUUCUGUCUUACUCUGUUGGUUUUACAAGUUACUUUGAAAAAGUCUGGCCGUAUCAAAUUAAAACGUGUCAUCAGUGA
This is a messenger RNA of Gymnogyps californianus (California condor), 794 nucleotides long. RefSeq names its product dynein light chain roadblock-type 1 (gene DYNLRB1). The record is from RefSeq and is a predicted model, not a curated record. Gene Ontology annotation, biological process: microtubule-based movement. NCBI's taxonomy places the organism in Eukaryota, Metazoa, Chordata, Aves, Accipitriformes, Cathartidae. Gene Ontology annotation, molecular function: dynein intermediate chain binding. The coding region runs from base 33 to 323 and encodes 96 amino acids. The transcript is spliced from 4 exons. Gene Ontology annotation, cellular component: cytoplasm; centrosome; cytoplasmic dynein complex.